AUGCCUUCCGCGACCUCUUCUAAGCGCUCGCGCCGCGCCGCGUUCGACGACGACGGUGACGAGUCUGGAGAUGGCGUCAGCAUUGCCCAAGCCAGUUCGAGCCUCAGGAACGAAACUCAGCGCAAGAAAGCUCGCGUCUCCAAUGCCGGCCCGAGUAGAAAGUCGGCUUGGACGGCUCCAGAGCGGGACUCUCCCGCUUCUGACGAGGACGAGGUUAUGCAACAACCAGAGGCGCCGCCCACACCACCUCCUGCCACUCAGUACGAGCUCAUGCGUGAUGCCGACUUCAGGCACCUGGAGCACACCGAGCAAGACGACCAGCGAGCAACCCAACGUCUACAAAACCAGCCCGUGCUCAUUGGCGAGAACCACGCCUCCCUGAACGCCAUCAUCGAGAGUAUCACCUGCUGCAACUUCAUGUGUCACGUCCGCCUACAUUGCGAGCUCGGUCCCCUGCUCAACUUCAUCGUCGGCGAGAAUGGAAGCGGAAAGAGCGCCAUCUUGACUGCCAUCACCCUGUGCUUGGGCGGAAAGGCCAGCGCUACCAAUCGUGGUGGGAGUCUACGGAGCUUCGUCAAGGAGGGUCAGGAAAGUGCCUCGCUGACCGUCAAGAUCAAGAACGAGGGCGAUGACGCCUACAAGCCCGACCUUUUUGGGGGGUCCAUCACCUUUGAGCGGUGGUUCAACAAAUCCGGCUCCAGUGGUUUCAAACUAAAGUCCGCCGGCGGCAGGGUAAUCUCCACCAAGAAGGGCGAUGUCGACGACGUCGUCGAGUACUUCUGUCUCCAGGUGGACAACCCCCUCAAUGUCCUUUCUCAAGACAACGCCCGCCAGUUCUUGAACGCCGCAACACCCGCGACCAAAUACAAGUACUUUGUCCAGGGCACCCAGCUGGAGCAGCUCGACCAUGACUACCAGCUCCUCACCGAAAUGCUUGAUGCCAACGAGGCCAAGCUGGCAGAAUAUUCAGAGAAUUUAACCUAUCUUAAGGACAAAUAUGAGAAGGCUGUGAAGCUGAGGGACGCGCUUGGCAAGAGUUCCGAAAUGCGCGCAAAGACCAAGGUCUACAAGAACCAGUUGGCCUGGGCUCAGGUGUUGGAGCAGGAGAUAGAUCUGGAGAAGAAGGAGAACAAUGUCGAGACCACCCAAGAGGAGAUCACGCGGAUGGAGCAGGAGAUCGAUGAGAAGUCCGAGGUCCUCCAGAGGAUCAAUGACAAGAUACAGCAAGCAACCGAGGGCUUGCAGUCGAUUCAAAUGGAGGAAAGUCAAAUCCAGGAGCAAGAGAGGGAGGCAAAGGCCAAGUAUGACGAGGCCAGGACGGAGAUUCAAACGAUGCAUACUCAGGAGAGGGAUAUGCACAGCCAAGUAACGAAGGCCACGAACCAAGUCAAGAAUUAUGAAAAUUCGGUCCGCGAGGAAGAGCGUCGUCUCGAGCUCGCCAACGGCGGGGCUCUCACCGUUAUACAAAAGGAGCUUGAAGACGCCAAACAGGCCAAGGAGGAUGCGUCCAAAUCCGCCGAAGAUCACAAACGUGGCUUGGAGGCCUUGAACCGGGACUCAGCUGCUGCUCAAGCGAAACUGCAGGAAUCAGGAGAGGCUGUCGAACAGAAGCGGAAGGAAAUCAAGGCAGCCGAAAGCCAGGUCCAAUUGUUGUCGAGAAACCGCAGCGACCUGUUCGCUGGCUACGAAGCCCAGGUCCCUCAGCUGCUGAGGCUCAUUGAAAGUGAGAACGGUUUCAGAGAGAAGCCGGUCGGGCCAAUUGGUUUCCACUUACAGCUCGCCAAAGCCCAGUGGUCCCAGAUCCUGGAGAGAACGCUAGGGGGCAACCUCAACGCAUUCGUCGUGACAAGCAAGGCAGACCAACAGCGGCUGAAUGGCCUCAUGCAGAGGUUGCGCAUUAUCAACUGCCCGAUUCUCAUUGCCUCCCACGCCCGAAUCGGCAACAACCUGAGGGAGCCAGACCCGGAGUUUGACACAAUCUUGAGAGUGUUGAAGAUAGACAACCACCUUGUACGAGAUCAGCUGAUCAUCAACAACCAAAUCGACCAGGUGCUUCUGAUUGAGAGUAGAGAAGAAGCUCAGCAUGUCAUGUUCGACGGCCAGCCACCACAGAACGUUUCUGCUUGCUUGGUUUUCCACGAUGGCAAGAGGGGCCAUGGUCUUCGACUCUAUGCUGGUGGCGGCGGCAACAUCAGCUCGUCACCUAUAACGCCCAAUUUCAAACAAAAGCCACGCAUCAAGUCAGACGCCGAGACCGAGAUCAAGUAUCAUCAGGAGAAUCUAGCGCAGCUUCAAGCGGAAUCCCGGACUCUGAAGGCAUCAAGAAGGACAAUACAGCAAGCCACUCAGCGGUGCAGCCAAGCAGUAGCCCAACAUGUGAGACAAACGAAAUCACUUGAACAGGCGAUCAACAAUGCGGGUGUCCGAGUCUCCAAGAUUGAAGGGCAGCUCGACGAUUUUGACGGUAUUGACGCGAAGCUGCAUGCGCUCAAGAAGGACCUCGAACAAGCUCAGCAGACAAAGGACCAUUACGGUGUCCAAUAUGGCGAUUUUGCGGCGCGAAAGGCUGAGAUGAAUAAGGACGUUGAAGAUCUCAAGAAAGAAUUUCAGGAUGCGAAGACAGUCUCUCGGGAUCACAACGCAAAGGUGGCCAAGGCUGAGGACAAGGUCAAAAGGUUUACGGAGAACCGCACCCUAGCCACCAUAGAGAAGAACCAAGCCCACGAACAACUUGCUAUCGCCAAGGUACGGAAGGAGGACGCGCAGCGCUCCCGGGACCGACAGAUCAAGAUCGUAGCCGAUUGGACGCAGCAGGCGAGCAGCAUAGCCCCCGAGCGAGCUUACAUCCCGGAGGGGGAGACCUAUAACGGCAUUGAGCGCAAGUACGAGGCCGUUAAAGGACAGAUCAAGAAGCUAGAAAAUCAGGUGGGAGCAUCGCAGGAGGAAGUCAACGAGCGGACGGCGCAGGCUAAAGUUGAGUAUGACAGCGCCAGGAAAAAUAACAAGAAUCUCACAUCUCUCGUGGACGGCUUAAAGCAGGCGUUGAUGGACCGGCUGGCCAAGUACCGGAACUUUCAACGGCACGUCUCGGCUCACGCCCGAACCAACUUUGGCUAUCUCCUCAGCGAACGUGGCUUCAGGGGUCAGCUUCUACUAGACCACAAGGCCAGGAAGCUAGAGGUACAAGUAGAGCCGGACGAGACACGAAGAAAUGGAAAGGGGCGGAACACGAAGACCCUCUCGGGUGGAGAAAAGUCGUUCUCGUCCAUAUGUCUCUUGCUGGCCAUUUGGGAUGCGAUGGGCUCUCCCCUGCGUUGUCUCGACGAGUUCGACGUCUUCAUGGACAACGUGAACCGCGCCAUCAGCACCAACAUGCUUAUUACCGCUGCACGUCGCUCGGUCGGGAAACAAUUUAUCCUCAUCACUCCCAAUGCAAUCGAAGGCAGGGCGCAGGUAGACAAAGACGUCAAGAUCAUCAGGCUCACGGACCCUCGACAACGGCUUCUUGCGGACCCCUGA
Anthostomella pinea is the source of this 3519-nucleotide messenger RNA. Lineage: Eukaryota; Fungi; Ascomycota; Sordariomycetes; Xylariales; Xylariaceae. The record is from the annotation of a GenBank genome assembly.